UUUAUAACAAUUUGAGUUCGGUCUUUUUUCCAAAUCAAUUUAAAAUGAACACCAUCAGGCAAAUGUACAGGGUUUGUACUAGCAGAAAUGUCCUGAGUUCUACACAUUUAUUUACUAAGUCAGUACAGAGGCUCAGCAGUGCAGAUAUUUCUAGAACGGGAAUAACAACAGCUGUUAACCCGUGCAACAAAACAAACUUCACGUGUCGACGAGCUUUCAGCGACAACACAGCGAAAGAUGGAGCUCACAUUGUAUCAAACAGUAUACCCCUUGGCGAACUGGAGACUAAAAUGCAGCUGAUCUACACAUGCAAAGUCUGCAACACCCGAAACAUGAAAACCAUAUCGAAGGUCGCUUACAAUCGUGGUGUAGUUAUAGUGACCUGUGAUGGUUGUGGAAAUCAUCACCUAAUUGCCGAUAAUCUAAACUGGUUCACCGAUCUAAAUGGCAAACGCAACAUCGAGGAGAUAUUGGCGGAAAAAGGCGAAAAGGUUACCAAAAUCGUGCACGGGAACCACGAGUUUGUGCCAGCUUGUGAAGAAUUGAAAUAAAACAUGUGUAUAAAUAGUUAAAAUUAGGUAUAAACGAAUGCAACUUUA
Molecule: messenger RNA, 599 nt
Organism: Scaptodrosophila lebanonensis
Lineage: Eukaryota; Metazoa; Arthropoda; Insecta; Diptera; Drosophilidae
Exons: 2
Coding region: 45-551 (168 amino acids)
Biological process (GO): protein stabilization; protein import into mitochondrial matrix; protein folding
Cellular component (GO): mitochondrion
Molecular function (GO): protein-folding chaperone binding; zinc ion binding
Source: RefSeq, a predicted model, not a curated record